Messenger RNA from Asparagus officinalis (garden asparagus), 1638 nucleotides. RefSeq names its product phosphatidylinositol 4-phosphate 5-kinase 1-like. The record is from RefSeq and is a predicted model, not a curated record. Gene Ontology annotation, biological process: phosphatidylinositol metabolic process. Gene Ontology annotation, molecular function: phosphatidylinositol kinase activity. Lineage: Eukaryota; Viridiplantae; Streptophyta; Magnoliopsida; Asparagales; Asparagaceae.
GAUAUCGAAAGGGCACAAGAAUUAUAGACCAUCAUGCUGAAUCUUCAGCUGGGCAUAAGGUACUCUGUUGGCAAACAGGCUUCGACCCAGAUGAGAGAAUUGAGACCUGGGGACUUUGAUCCUAGAGAAAAGUUUUGGACAAGGUUUCCUCCUGAGGGGUCAAAGAUUACCCCUCCUCAUCAAUCGGUGGAGUUUCGCUGGAAGGACUAUUGUCCUAUGGUAUUUAGCCAUUUGAGGAAAUUGUUUGCUGUGGAUCCGGCCGAUUACAUGAUGGCCAUUUGUGGGAAUGAUGCUUUGAGAGUAAAGACGGUGAAGAAAUCAGAAGUCAAGUUACUUAUUAGAAUGCUACCAAGUUACUACCAACAUGUUUGCCGAUACGAGAACACAUUAGUCACAAAGUUCUUCGGCGUGCAUUGUGUGAAGCCUAUUGGUGGCCAGAAGGUUCGUUUUAUUGUGAUGGGCAAUUUGUUUUGCUCAGAGCAUCGGAUCCAUAGGCGAUUUGACCUCAAAGGUUCAUCCCAUGGCCGGACAACUGACAAGGCUGAAGAAGAUAUUGAUGAGACCACUACUCUCAAGGAUCUAGACCUCAACUUUGUGUUUCGCCUACAGAAAUCUUGGUUCAUGGAGCUCCUCAGACAAAUAGAUCGAGAUUGUGAGUUUCUGGAAGCAGAAGGGAUCAUGGACUAUAGUCUGUUGGUGGGGCUUCAUUUCCGUGAUGACAUUUUGUCAUCUAAGAUGGGAUUAUCAUCCCCAAAAAUUUUGGGUAGGAGAGAUUUGUAUCAAGGUGCAGGGAGAGAUUGGCAUCAAGGUGCAGGGCUUAUGUCCGAGUUUCGAUAUUCAGAAUCAGAUUUGCAGGAUAUGGACAAGAUUCUAGAUUUUCGAAAACAAGCUGACGCUGUUGGGUGCAAAUAUGCCCGCAAGGGCGGAGCGUGUGUCAAGAAAUAGCAACUUCGAUGCAUUUCCAUUGAUAUUCGGAGAAGGAGGGUUAUUAAUGCCCGCUCAAAGUAGUGAAGUACAUGAUGUAAUUCUCUAUUUUGGGAUUAUUGACAUCCUUCAAGACUAUGAUAUCACUAAGAAGCUCGAACAUGCUUACAAGUCUUUGCAAGCCGAUCCUACCUCCAUUUCAGCAGUAGAUCCAAAGCUUUAUUCAAAGAGGUUUCGAGAUUUUAUUCGCAAAAUUUUUGUCGAAGACAAUGAUUGAUGAAUUAUCACUAAACCUUCGAAGGUAAAAUCAAUAUAUUUCCCCUAAUUGUGGAAUUUGGAUAUAUAUAGCUCUUGGACACAGCCUGAGAGCUUAGAGCUCAGCCAUGGGGAUAUGAGUGGUGGACGAGGCUGAAUUUUGAAAGGUCAGCCAUUGAGACUGGGGGGAUAUUGUUGUUGUACAUGUUAAAUUGUGGAGGGAAAUUGUCAAUUUUUUCCUUUUUCCUUUUUAAGGCGAGAAGCAAGAUAGUGAGAGGCAAUAGGAUUUUUGCUUCCUGAAAAAGAAAGGGAUUCUUAUUAUUUUUUUUUCCUUCAAGUUGGGUUUUUGUAAUAAGCCAUGUACAGAUAGAGUAAUGAAUAUUGGAGAGUGAUGUAUAUCUUUGGAGUGCAAAUUCCAUUCCAUUGUAUUCAAAUGUGGUCCCUUGGCCUUCUAUCUUU